Ochotona curzoniae (black-lipped pika) is the source of this 1260-nucleotide messenger RNA. RefSeq names its product complement C5a receptor 1 (gene C5AR1). The coding region runs from base 143 to 1165 and encodes 340 amino acids. NCBI's taxonomy places the organism in Eukaryota, Metazoa, Chordata, Mammalia, Lagomorpha, Ochotonidae. Gene Ontology annotation, molecular function: G protein-coupled receptor activity; complement component C5a receptor activity. Gene Ontology annotation, cellular component: plasma membrane. The transcript has 2 exons. Gene Ontology annotation, biological process: chemotaxis; inflammatory response; positive regulation of cytosolic calcium ion concentration. The record is from RefSeq and is a predicted model, not a curated record.
GCUUGGCCAAUGAGAGCCCCGACGGUCAUGAAUGGUCAUUUCCUCCGGGCACCUUCCCUUGGGUCUUGACAGAUCACCACCCACCUGGGCAGGAGGCGUCUCGGCCUUCGGGGAGCCCCAGAGAGCCCACGAGUGAGGAGCCAUGGAUAACAUCACUGAAUACCCGGAAUAUGGAACCCUGGACCCUCCCCUCAAGGUUAACCCUUCCCAUCACCGGCACCCACUGGAUGUUAUAGCCUUGGUCAUCUACACAGCUGUCUUCCUGGUGGGUGUGCCAGGCAAUGCCCUGGUGGUGUGGGUGACGGCACAGGAGGCCAAGCGAGUCAUCAAUGCCAUCUGGUUCCUCAAUCUGGCCGUGGCCGACCUCCUGUCGUGCCUGGCACUGCCCGUCUUGUUCGUGACCAGCAUCCGGGACGGGCACUGGUCCUUGGGCGAGGCCGCCUGUCGCAUCCUGCCCUCUCUCAUCUUGCUCAACUUGUAUGCCAGUGUCCUGCUCCUGGCCACCAUCAGCGCCGACCGCUUCUUGUUGGUGUUCAACCCCAUCUGGUGCCAGAAAUUCCGAGGGGCCCGCUUAGCUUGGCUGCUCUGUGGCCUGGCCUGGGCCCUGGCUUUGGUCUUGACUAUCCCCUCCUUCCUGUACCGGUCACUGUCGGAGGAGCACUUUCCACCCAAGACGUCUUGUGGUGUGAACUAUGGGCUCGACGGCAAGCACAAGGAGAAGGUGGUGGCCAUGAUGCGGCUGGUCCUGGGCUUCCUGUUGCCACUGUUGACGCUCAGCAUUUGCUACACCUUCCUCCUGCUGCGGACCUGGAGUCGCAAGGCCACACGCUCCGCCAAGACGCUCAAGGUGGUGGUGACCGUGGUGACCUGCUUCUUCAUCCUCUGGCUGCCUUACCAAGUGACUGGCACGCUCAUGGCCCUGCACCCCUCCCAUUCCGCCACCUUCAAGGCGGCCUCCAAGAUAGACUCUCUGUGUAUCUCGCUGGCCUACGUCAACUGCUGCAUCAACCCCGUCAUCUACGUGGUCGCCGGGAAGACCCGCAUCAGCAAGUCCCUCCCCAGCAUCCUCCGCCACGUGCUGACCGAGGAGACCCCGAGCCGGGACAGCAAGUCGGUCACGCGCUCCACGGUGGACACCACGGCCGAGCGGUGCCAGGCGGUGUGAGCCAGGCCUCCGGGCCACUGUCUCCCCUGUGCCCGCUUCAUCUCCUGCCCCCGCGUGCUCUGCUCUUGCUUAUCUUUGUUGCAGGCCUGGUGGUU